Molecule: messenger RNA, 1140 nt
Organism: Zygosaccharomyces rouxii
Lineage: Eukaryota; Fungi; Ascomycota; Saccharomycetes; Saccharomycetales; Saccharomycetaceae
Gene: RAD27
Product: multifunctional nuclease RAD27
Exons: 1
Coding region: 1-1140 (379 amino acids)
Cellular component (GO): cytoplasm; nucleus
Molecular function (GO): 5'-flap endonuclease activity; 5'-3' exonuclease activity; DNA binding
Source: RefSeq, a predicted model, not a curated record
AUGGGUAUUAAGGGCUUAAAUGCUAUCAUAUCAGAACACGUACCAUCCGCAGUACGCAAAAGUGAUAUCAAAGCUUUCUUUGGUAGAAAAGUUGCCAUUGAUGCAUCGAUGUCACUGUACCAAUUUUUAAUUGCUGUUAGACAACAAGACGGUGCACAGCUAUCAACCGAAUCUGGUGAAACGACAUCUCAUCUUAUGGGGAUGUUUUAUAGAACUCUAAGAAUGAUUGAUAAUGGUAUUAAGCCAUGUUACGUGUUUGAUGGUAAGCCGCCCAUACUUAAAUCCUUUGAAUUAAAGAAAAGAUCUGAUAAAAGAGUAGAUACUGAAAAAAAAUUAGAAGAAGCAGUGGAUCAAGCUGAAAAACUAAAACAAGAAAGACGUUUGGUUAAAGUUUCACCUGAACAUAAUGAUGAAGCUAAAUACCUUUUGAAAUUAAUGGGAAUUCCGUAUAUUGUUGCACCUUGUGAAGCUGAAGCUCAAUGUGCACAAUUGGCAAAGGAUGGAAAAGUUUAUGCUGCAGCAAGUGAAGAUAUGGAUACUUUAUGUUAUAAGACACCUUAUCUCUUGAGACAUUUAACAUUUUCGGAGGCUAAAAAGGAGCCAAUUCACGAAAUUGAUACUGAAUUAGUCCUACAAGGCUUGGAAUUGACUCAAGAACAAUUUGUAGACUUAGGUAUCAUGCUUGGAUGUGAUUACUGCGAAAGUAUUAGAGGUAUUGGUCCAGUUACUGCAUUGAAAUUGAUUAAAGAACAUGGUUCAUUAGAAAAAAUUGUUGAAUUUAUCGAAUCAGGCCAGGCUAAUAACAAAUGGAAAGUACCUGAAGAUUGGCCGUAUAACGAGGCCCGUCAGUUGUUCUUAAAUCCUGAUGUAGUAAACUCCCAAGAUAUCAAUUUGAAAUGGAAUCCACCUGAUGAAGAGAAAUUAAUAGAAUUUCUAUGCCAUGAAAAGAAAUUUAAUGAAGAAAGAGUAAAGUCUGGUAUUAAAAGAUUGCAAAAGGGUUUGAAAUCAGGAGUUCAAGUUAGACUUGACGGAUUCUUCCAAAAAGUACCAAAGACAAAGGAACAAUUAGCUGCCGCAACCGCUAAGGCAAAGGCAGCAAAGAAAACAAAGGGUAAAACUGGUAAAGUCUCUAAAAGAUAA